UUGCCUGGAAUUCCUUUUGCGAAUCCACCCGGAUUCUUAACAAAUCCAAUUCCAGGAUUCCCUCCAAUGACAUUUUUUCCACCUCCCGGAAUGCAUGGACAAUGGCAUAUCCCACCCAAUCCCCUUGCUAAUGUGAAUGAGCGUAAUGUUGAUGGGCAGGCAAAUGCGACGACGAGUCAAAAUGCACAACAAUCAUCAUCAAGUACAGCUCAAAAUUCACAAAAUAACACACAACUUAACACACCUAAUGUCAUAAAUCCAGGAGAUCGGCCAUUAAAUGAGGUAAUGUCAUUGAUUGAAGAAUCUGCUACAACAUCUAGUGCUCAAACAACAACUAAUUCAGAGCCAAGACAAUCUCCAUCCGUGAUGCCUAGAUGGCCAUGGGAUCCAAAUGUUGCAGCAUCAUUUAGGCAAUUAAAUUCUGCUCAACCACCAACGAUAGGAUACCAACCUUAUGUUUCACAAUUCCCUAUGAAUAUUCCACCUGGUUUAAUACCCCUAUUCCCUCUUCUACCUUUAAGGGAUAACGGUACCUCAAAUGUGGGAACUAAUACAUUAAAUCAUUUGUCAGAGGAUCAAAUCCGUCUCCUAGAAACAACAUCACGGGAGGCACUUGUUGAAAGGCUACGAAUAUUGCAGGAUACUCAAGGGCAUAUAUACAACGCUAUCAGUAUUCCAGUACAAAUCGAAGCUUUCGCUAACAAGAGCUCCUCUGAUAAAGAUACCGUAAAAAAACAUAAUAUUUUUCUUGCUGGCAAAACAUAUCAACCUUUUAGUGACUAA
This is a messenger RNA of Racocetra fulgida, 783 nucleotides long. The record is from the annotation of a GenBank genome assembly. NCBI's taxonomy places the organism in Eukaryota, Fungi, Glomeromycota, Glomeromycetes, Diversisporales, Gigasporaceae.